Molecule: messenger RNA, 6668 nt
Organism: Synchiropus splendidus (mandarinfish)
Lineage: Eukaryota; Metazoa; Chordata; Actinopteri; Syngnathiformes; Callionymidae
Gene: myo9b
Product: myosin IXb
Exons: 40
Coding region: 494-5992 (1832 amino acids)
Biological process (GO): intracellular signal transduction
Cellular component (GO): myosin complex
Molecular function (GO): protein binding; GTPase activator activity; microfilament motor activity
Source: RefSeq, a predicted model, not a curated record
UGUCUUCUCGAGUCGCUGACAUGUUGACAAGUUACUUUUUUGCCUCGUUUGUUUUGUUUUUUCCCUGAAUUCAGUGAAGUCACGCGCUGUCUCCCGCCUAUUCUGUGGUCGAGAGGUGAAGGUUUCAGCUGCGAGCCUGGCGUGUUCUCCCGCAGCUCGGCGGCGGGUGUGUGUCACUGGAGAAAUGUAGGAAGUGAAGUUAGCUUCACUUGCCAGCGGCAGGACGGCGACGAGACGCUUCUCUCGACGGCUCCAACUGUCAUUCGAAAUGGCAGUCAAAACCCCGACAAUACCCUCGUCGCUUUUAUAAGAGUUUGUCUUCACUCCCGCCGUUUUUGUCUUUUUUGUUCAGGCGCAGGUGGAUCCCCCUUUUUUGGUCAGGUUUCAACUGCAGUCGCGACAAACGACGUCAAGGAUGAAAUGAGUCGUUUUCCUGCAAAGGUGAGACUUGACUGUGGAGGACUGAUGCUGCAGUCCAGCCAGUUGGAUCAGGAUGAGCUCUAUCGACGGAGAUGUCCGUGUCGUACAAAUCUACCCCCGACUCUCCCAGGAUUCGCUCACCUAUUGCCCGCUGCAGAUCAGCGAGUGGGACACGGCCAGAACGGUCAUCAGCAAUGCUGUGGUCACGCUGGGCUUGAUCUCCAGUCAGAACUACUGCCUCCUGGAGGUCCAGCAGAGCGGCACCGAGGAGAGGCUGCUGGACGCUGAGGACCAUCCUCUGGAGCGAGUUCUUCUGUGGCCCGCCGAGGCCCAGAAGUGGCACCCGCAGAGCGAUGGCUACUAUUUUAUCCUGCAACUUGCGAAGGACGGAGCGUCAGAAACCGUGCAGGAGGACUGUGAUGAUCUGUGCAACCUCGGUCAUGUGACUGAGGAAAACAUCCUAGCGGUGCUGCGUGAACGUUUCUCCAAGCACAAGAUCUACACCUACGCCAGCAACAUCCUCGUCGCAGUCAACCCCAACAAGUUCCUCCAAGCGUUCUACAAUCCAAAGUUCGUCAAGAUGUACGAGAAGCAGCCACUGGGCAAGUUGAGCCCGCACAUCUUCGCCAUCGCGGACCAGGCCUACCAGGCCAUGCUGAACCGGCAGGCCGACCAGUGCAUCGUGCUGUCGGGUGAGCGGGCGUCAGGGAAGACGGAGAGCAGCAGUUACCUCAUCCACUGCCUCACCGCGCUCAGCCAGAAGACCUACUGCUGCGGCCUGGAGAGGACCAUCCUGGGAGCCAGUCCCGUGCUGGAGGCUUUUGGCAACGCCAGGACGGCAGACAACAGCAACUCCAGCCGCUUUGGAAAGUUCAUCCAGCUGAACUACCUGGAGAGCGGCGUGAUCAGAGGGGCCGUUAUUAAGAAGUGUCUUCUUGAAAAGUCUCGCCUUGUCUCCCGAGACAAGAAUGAGAGGAACUAUCACGUGUUCUACUACCUGCUGGUGGGAGCGUCAAAGGAGGAGCAGGCCGAGUUUCACCUCCAGCAGCCUCGAGAUUAUUUCUACCUCAAGCAGGACACCAUUGACGUAGAUGAUGAGGAGAAACUUCGGCAGGAGUACAAGAGGCUCCAUCAAGCCAUGGAGAUGGUGGGCUUCCUGACCUCCACCAAGAAACGAAUCUUCUCCAUCCUCUCUGCCAUCUUGCACCUGGGGAAUUUGGCAUACACGCUAAAUGAGGACGGUGUGGUCCUGGAGGUGGGACCUGCCGAGGUGCUGUCGACUCUGUGUGACCUGCUGAAGGUGAAAGAGGAGCUGCUGGUGAAAGCUUUGACCAUGAAGAGAGUCAUAACCAGCGACGGCAGCGUGUUCUCGCCUCACACUCUGCAAGAGGCCACGAAGGGCCGAGACUCCAUGGCCAUGUCUCUGUAUGGGGUUCUAUUUGACUGGAUCGUCCUCCGAAUCAACCACGCCUUGCUCAACCGACGGGACAUGGAGGAGUCGGUGUCUUGUCUGUCCAUCGGCGUCCUGGACAUGUUUGGGUUUGAGAAUCUGCAGAAGAACAGUUUCGAGCAGCUGUGCAUCAACUACACCAACGAAACCCUGCAGUUCUACAUCAACAAGCACGUCUUUGAGCUCCAGCAGGAAGAGUACUUGGAGGAAAACCUUGUUUGGGAGAACAUCUACUACACUGACAACAGCGGCUGCCUGGAGCUGAUCGCUCAGCAGCAAACCGGACUGUUCCACCUGCUGGACAAGGAGAGCAAAUGUGUAGCUUCAAACAGCCUCCAGCAGGACACACAGGAAACCCUGAUGGAGAAGUUCCAACAGCAGCACCACGACUCUCCGUUCUUCGUCUCCGCCUCCGAUCAGGAGUCGUCAUUCGUCAUUCACCAUUUCGCUGGAAGUGUGACGUAUCACCUGGAGGAUUUUCGGGAGAAGAACUCCGAGCACAUGAGUGCGGAUGUGGUGUCACUGUUGCGGAGCAGCCAGAAAGGUUUCCUGCACCAGCUGGUGGCAGCCAGCCCUCAGGCCCUGUUCCGCUGGGGUGUCCUCAGGGCCACCAUCCGCAUCCUGGCGCUGUACAAGAGCGUGGGAUGUAAACAGGCGCAGAGGAUGAUGGAGAGAAGGGCCAGCAGAAAGUCCCUGAAAGAGCUGAAGCAGUGCAGAGAGCAGAGAGUCAGCACUAACCGAGUGGACAGACUGUCCAGCCAAAGUUUGACGCUGGAUUUCUCCUUCGAUCGCUCCGACGAACACCCCCUCGACGUGUUUGACAUCUUCACAAACUAUGAGAAGAGAAAGAAAAAUAGGGCGGGUCGACAGAAGCAGCUCAUUCCAAAGAAUUUAAUGGAUUUGCGGUCACUUCAUCACAUUGUGGGUCUCACCUCACAUGACCAGACCAGGAAAUCCAUCUCCCAUCCGCAGCAGGACACCACUCCUCCCACUCUGUGCUCCCAGUUUCAGACGUCAUUCGGAAAACUGAUGGAAACAUUAAACAACUCGGAGCCUUUUUUCAUUUUCUGUUUUCGCUCAAAUGCGGAAAAGAAAGAGUUGCACUUCGAUGACAAACUUGUGCUCCGACAAAUCAAAUACACCGGCCUGCUGCAGAUGGUUCAAAUCCAGAAGGCUGGCUACAGCGCCAAUUACUCAUUCAAGGAGUUCUGCGACAAGUUCCGAUUGCUGCUUCCAAAAGGGGCGUCAGUCAACCCGGAGCACAUCACCGAGCUGCUGGAGAAGCUGAGUCUGGAGGAGAACUCGUACCAGAUAGGAAAAACUAAAGUGUUCCUCAAGCAAAAACACAAGCAGCUGCUGCAAGACACGCUCAACAAGGAAAUGAUGCGUCGACUCAUCGUCCUGCAGCGAUGGUUCCGAGCCUGCUUGAUCAGGCUGCACUUCCUGCAGAAGAAAGAUGCCACCCUGAUGAUACAGAGGUGCUGGCGAGAGUUCUACGACAACCGGAGCCGAGCUGCCACAGUGAUCCAGUCUGCUUGGAGGAGCUCCCUGAAGAGGUCCACGCACCUGAGUGAGGCAGAUAAAGAAGGAAGAGCCCGACCUGGACGAGAAGGCUUGUUGAGAAAAGAGUUGAGGAGGCAACACAACACUGAAGUCAGCCCCAACCGACCGCAGCCGUCCGCGGAGAGAGACAGGAGCAAGGAGGGGAGAGAUGGCCGAGGAGCCUCGCCUGCUCUCAGCAGGCCGCUCUCGGUCCCGCUGGACACCAGUGUGGUCACGGACGACGGCUCCACCAGCCCCUCGAAGAGCUCCCUGCAGCGCUACAAAGACAUGGGUGGUAUUAAGGAGAAGGCCGAGAAGUGGAGGGAAAAGCUGAGUGAAGGGGACGAAUCAAGCCCUGAGGUUCGGAGAAAGAAAGACACUAGAAGAGAGAGCUUCCAGCACAAAGGAAAGUCCAUGUCGGUGGAUGAGCUCUCCAAGAUCAGCUCGUCGUCUGACAGCUCCCCUUCGACAAAGGAGGUCAGAGUGCGUUUCCGCAAGCAGCCCAAGCGCAAGCGGCGGUUAGCCUACGCUCGCAGCGGUUUGGUCAUUAACUUUGCCGGCGCUAAGGAGAGCGAGUACUGGAGCUUUCCGCUGCCGCCGAUGAAACCGGAGGUCCCGGCCAUGAAGACCGCCGCCAGUAGCGUGGAUGUCCGAGCCCUCCCAUCUCAGGGCAAGCCGACAGCAGAGCCGGACGGGUCCAGGUUAAGUCUCCCAGCCAGGGCCAACAAUGACGACUCUGGGCAGCAGGGAUCCAACAGGGACUCGCAGCUCACCACUCCUGAAAAAGUUUGGUUCCUCAGCAGAUUUCUCAGGAAGCGAACCCCAAAAGUCACCUUAAGCAGCGAGCCGUUGUCGCCUGACAAAGCUGUGACCUUGCAUAGUUUCACCCCGAAUCCCUACCACAUGCCGGACCAGAACAAGGUCAGCCGCAAUCCCACGAUCCGCAUCAGCCGCGCCACUCGGGCUCUGCAGUGGAACGUGUCUCUGGACAGAGAGAUCACUGACCCGAAGGAGCUGCGGAACCUGGACGAGUUUCUCGGCAACCAAGUGAAUGACUUGAACACAAGAACCAAAGAGCUGUCAGCAACUGAGACCAUCUUUCUCACCGCCACCAGGGAGUUCCGACACACUAUCAAAGGCAUGUACUCGGUCCAGAAGCCGAAGAUUGGAUACAAAGAUCUGAUGAAGGGCUACCAAAACAAAGUCACCUCUCUGGCUGGCCCGAGGCAGAAGAACGAAGUUUCUCUGGUGGUGAAUCUGUUCCAGUCCGUGCUGGACGGUUUCAUCCGGGGCGAGCUGAAAAGAACCGAGUCUGAACCAGUCAAGGCCACCAAGUCGACCAAGAAGAGAAGAAAGAAGGACAAAUGUCCCGACAGUCCUCUGGAUCACCUGUUCAGCACCUACCAGGUGAACAUCAUGCAGUCAUGUGACCUGUGUGGCUCCUACAUCUGGGGGAUGGAGAAAGCCUACAUGUGCAGUGCCUGUAAGUUAAUCUGUCACAAGAAAUGCCUUUCCAAAAUCAUCACCGACUGCUCCACCCGCUGCGCCCGGCAGGACGAGAACGAACCAGGGUCGCUUCACUUUGGCGUGCAGGUGUGUGUCCUCACCAGCAAGGCAAACCCGGUUCCUAAAGUGGUGGAGCUGCUGCUCAUGCACAUCGAGCUGAAUGGGCUCUACACCGAGGGAAUCUACAGGAAGUCCGGAUCCACCUGCCGAGCCCGGGAGCUCCACCAGAUCCUGCAGACAAAUCCUGAGUCGGCGUCUUUGGAGAACUACCCCAUCCACACCAUCACGGGGCUGGUGAAGCGCUGGCUGAGGGAGCUGCCUGACCCCUUGAUGACCUUUUCCCUCUACAGCGCCUUUUUGCAAGCGGCAGAGCUUCCGGAGAGAUCGGAGAGAAUACGAGCCGUUUACCAAAAGGUGGAUGAACUUCCUCCAUCAAAUUACAACACUCUGGAACGGCUCGUCUUUCACCUUGUCAGAGUUGCCAAAGAGGAGACGCACAACAAGAUGUCGACCAGCUCCCUGGCCAUCGUCUUCGCCCCCUGCAUCCUGCGCUCCCCCCAGGCCGAUGACCCCUUCCUGGGCAUGAGGGACGUGUCCAAGACCACUACGUGUGUGGAGAUCCUGAUUUCCGAGCAGUUAAGACGGUACAAUGAGAAGAUGCAGAACAUCCAGGAGCUGGAGUACGCUGAAGCGCUGGCAGUCAACCAGCUGCGGCUGAGGAGGCAAAACACGGUGAGACACAGCUUACAGCAGCUCUCUUUUUACUGUUUCAUCGCCGUGAUGGUGACGUCUCUGCAGGUGGUGGAGAAGCCCACCCAGCUGGACGUCAGCGACCACGUGGACUCCGACGAGAGGACUCUUAUUGAGAGGAUCAAGUCCAUCAAGCAGGAAAAGGUGGACCUGGCGUGUACGCUACCUGAUCUGGAGCAGGAGAACUCCGACAACGACAACCUAGACUCCGCGUCGUCAAUGAGCACAGACAGCCUGGAUGAUCGUCUGGGUAGUUUGGACUCUGAAGUCAAGGCGAGCAGCAGCAUCCAGAAGCCGGACAGGCCCCACAAACCUCCAGACUAGGCUCAGAGGAUCCGACGCCUGUUGGGUCUCGCUGACAAUAAGCCGAGCGAGGAGACUCCAGACGAGCUCACAGGCUUCCAGGCCAGUCCUGACUCCCCCCCCUCGGAGCCUCAGGACGCCAGCAAGACUCUCAGUGGAAGCUUUGAUGGGCUCGAAAUCCCUUACAUCGAUGAGGACGAGGAUUCCUGAGUUGGAAUUACUGGAAGAUCAUCAUGCAACUGUGUGAAUAGAAGAACUGUGCGUUUGCCAGUGCUGCUAUGGAGACUGUGGAGUAUUUAAAGGCAAAUCCAGCGACUGCGUCUGGAGAACGACCAGCAGUUACAGCCGUGCGCUUCAGAACUCAUCCCUACUCUGACAGAUAAAUGUUCUAAGCCAAUGAUCCUGAUGAGCCAGUUGACAUUCAAGUGCCUCUCUAGAUAAGAAUUCACUUGAGGCCAAAUAAAUGUCCAAAGAAAGUGUUAUACUUCUGUAUUUUCUCCUCAAGUGUGCUGCUCUGACUGAACCCUGAACUCAUGUUCUUGUCUUGUGAAUAUUCGUGUUGCUGCCUUUCACUCUGACUGAAAGUAUUUCACGCAUUUUCCCCCUUCAGCAUUCCGUGUGUGCGUCUCAGCUCACUUCAUGUGCAUGUUUGGCUCGGCCUUGGGACCAAUGUUUUUAUGAGGUGGAGAAUAAAGUA